AUGUCCGGUGUAAUACACAACAACACGGCUGCGGCCUUCCAAGGCUUCUCAAUCUCGCAGCCCUUCCUCGGCGCUGCUCUGCAGUUCUACCCGGAGAUGGGUACUCAGCAACUGGACGACCUCAUUAAUGCUUACGUCCCGGGCUCUGCCUCCAUCUUGGAGAAGCGUGCUACUGUUUCCAUGGACUUCUUCGCCUACUCCCAGCUCACAGGAGAGACCUUCAAGUACUACGCCAUCGCUGGCCAGUCCUUCAGCUCCACGACUUCGUCCGCCGGGUCCAGCCCCAUGCAGGACUCCAGCUAUAGCUCCAGCUUCGUCUCCCCCGUCAUCUCCGACUGGAGCUGGUCUCAGUCGACCCCCAGCUCGGCUUCCGCAUCAACUCCAGCCUCGGUAACCCACGAGGCAAUGUCUUCCAAGCCCUCGAAGAAGGCUGCCUCGUCGGCGGCAAAGUCUCAAGCCGGCGACUUCUCUCAUCUCCCUGGCAUGAAGAUCAUGACCAAGGAUGGCCGCGAUGUCACGAACUCUGCCUCCCGUGGUUGCAAGACCAAGGAGCAGCGUGAUCACGCCCAUCUGAUGCGCAUUAUCAAGGCUUGCGACGCUUGUAAGAAGAAGAAAGUCCGCUGCGACCCCAGCCAUAAGAAGCGCAAUGCCACUCAGUCUCAGGGUACCAGUACUAGUGCCACUCCGGCGCGUUUGGCGAAGAAGUUUAAGAAGUCUGCAAAGGAUUCACAGGCUGUUACUGAAAAGUCACCACAACGGAACACAGUAUCUACAGCACUAUCGUUGGUUUCAGAACAGCCAUUUGCCGGUCUUGAGAUUCCUGACAUGUCAAUCGACCUUCCCGAGUCAUGGGAGUCUUUCGUUCAGUUUGAUGAAGAGUCUAUCGACUUUGCAUCUAGCAACUACGAUUUCUUCUUCGACCCAGCUGGCCACCUCAGUCCCAACUCGAACCAAUCUCCCACCACGCCCUCAAAGGAAUUCGCCCAGCCGCAGGGUAGCCUCAACACCCAGCCGAACCCCGAUGUCAGCAAACCAUUCCCCGACGAGCUCGAUGCUCGGCCUCCCACUCUCCCGUACCUGGAGUACUCUGUGCCUGCGAACAACUACGUCGACUUCAAUCUUUACUCGCCGGAGCCAAGCUUCUUGGAUGACGAUGUCGCGCUGCUUACCGAUAUUGGUUCUGCCUUCGGCAGGGACCAGGACACUCUUUCUCCGCGUAGUCGCCUGGCUCAAGGUCGCCAGUCAUCAUCCUCACCGGAAGCGCAUAUCGAUCCUUCGCCUGUGGCACCAUAUGAUCAGCUGGUUGACUACGGUGCAACAUCGAGUGGAAGCUUCCUGGGAGGACCCAACCUUGAGGGUAGUCAUCGUCGUUCGAUUCCACGUAGCGGUGUACGUCUGGCUUCAACGGCAUUCCUUGGAGGGUCAGAGAACUUAGAUCCAUCCACUGGUGAACAGAGCGUCUCACAGGUGCGUUUCGUUUGGUUGACGCAGCAACAACUUAUAUUGACCAUCGAACAGAGCGAUUCCGUGUCUCAGACCAGUGUUUUCAACAGCUUCUCAUCGGCCCAAACCGUUCGCUUAUCACACGGGACGGAUGGAAACCUUCAACCAACCCAAUCCCAUGUACCACUUCCACAUGUCACAUCUUCCCCAGAUGGCGUACGGCAAGGGGCAACUGCAACACAUGCGAUUAUAUCCGGAGCAACUAGUCGCAUACCAGCGUCCUCGGUAUCCGCACCUUCAGGCUUCUCGAGCUCGCUCGAGGAGCUGUCUUAUUACGCGCAGACUACAAUGACAGCAACUGGUAGCGGCGAUUGCGGAGUUACCGAAAGUGGAGCGACUGGCACUUCAUCGACUGUCCACCUACAGGCAUCUGCCCCGAGGUUGUCAGGAAGCCGUAACACUGCCGCGCCACUCAGCUUUGAGUACUACGUCUCUCCAGUCUUCGGACUAAGCGGAGUGCAAUCCCUCGCAGCAUUUGUAACGGGCGAGAGCUUCGACUGGAAGCGCCACGCCCGUGUCAACAAGUCGUCCAACUCGCAGUUACUCAUUUGUACGGUAUUGCUUGUGGCGACGUUCGGCAUGUUUGCCAGUUGGCUUGAGGCGCAAGCAGCUGUAUACGGAUUCCUCCAAAUCGCUCUUGGUUUGGCCAUUUACAAGGCCUACCAAUUCACCUCUAGUCAUCCUGACUCGAGACCGCAACAGAGCCGUCUCAGUACCACGCCAGAGCCGCAGGGCUUUAGCGACGGCGCGAGGCUACUCUCCUGUGUCAGCACGAGAUUGCGACAUACCUGUCGCCAGAACCAGGGCACCCAUUGCUGGGUUAUACCGGCAAGGAUGCCAAGGAUUCUGGGCCUCGCACAAGGGUUCGUAUGA
Molecule: messenger RNA, 2376 nt
Organism: Colletotrichum spaethianum
Lineage: Eukaryota; Fungi; Ascomycota; Sordariomycetes; Glomerellales; Glomerellaceae
Exons: 1
Coding region: 1-2376 (791 amino acids)
Source: RefSeq, a predicted model, not a curated record